Messenger RNA from Aedes aegypti (yellow fever mosquito), 1977 nucleotides. RefSeq lists its product as uncharacterized. The record is from RefSeq and is a predicted model, not a curated record. Gene Ontology annotation, molecular function: monoatomic ion channel activity. Gene Ontology annotation, cellular component: membrane. The coding region runs from base 64 to 1944 and encodes 626 amino acids. The transcript is spliced from 2 exons. Gene Ontology annotation, biological process: transmembrane transport; monoatomic ion transport. NCBI's taxonomy places the organism in Eukaryota, Metazoa, Arthropoda, Insecta, Diptera, Culicidae.
CGGCUGUCACUGUAGUGUUUUACUUGUUUUACUUGCAAAAAUGUUUACGCUCGUCCUUCAGUCAUGAUCGCCGGUCAUCGUUGCACACUCAGACACCAAUCCAUAACCCACCUGGCUCCAAUUCUACCGGGAACAUCAAGAUGGGUAAAACUCCGGCGAUUCAUCCGAACCCUAAUGUUGGCUUCACCAGAUCAUCCAGAGACGAAAAACUAUCUCAAGAGCCACACUCAGGUUUCGAACGAAAACAAACGGCAAGUUGGUAGCCAUCCGCCGUACGUGAUUCAUCCAUUCAGUAUCUUCCGACAGUACUGGGAUAUGGUGGUGUUCGUUGCGUUGACCCUUCAUCUGCUCAUGCUGGCGUUCGAUUUUACCUUCUUGAUUUUUCAAGACGAGCACGAGUAUUUGGGAGCUAUACGUUUUGAUUUGCUCUUGUGUGGUGUGCUGAUGAUGGAAGUGAUGCUGAAGUUUAUCACUGGAUUCGUGAUAAAGGAAACCAAUGAGAUCGUUCUGGAGCCGAAAAGGAUCGCCUUAAACUAUUUGAAAUACGGACGAUUGGUUUACGAUUUGCUGCGGGUGAUGCCUUACAUUUUGCUCUUGGAUACUUUCAAUCGAGCCUACUAUCGAUAUUCAGUUGACAUUUAUCUGGCCUUCAUCAUCUACUUGUACACGAUCAACAUCUUUCGAUACCAUGAAAUAUUCAAGUACUUCAAGAUAAUCCCAACAAUCUUACGGAUUGGCGAGAAAAAGAUUCUCCUCAUGAAGCUGGUGAUGAAUACUAUCUACGUGCUGCAUUGGAGUGCUUGUUUGAGAUACAUUCUUCCCGAGCUGACCAUCGUAAUGGAACCGAAGAGCAGCGAAAGUGACGUGUUGGGUUUGUCACGGCAAGGUAUUCAGGAUGAAAAAUUUAGCGUCGGUCAUUUUCUCGUCGAUGUGUAUUGGCGACACUAUCGACAUGAAGAUUUUGUUCACUAUCCAGUAUCACAAGGCCGAAUGAUCGUUGAUCCGCCAAAUUUUGAAAUGUACGUGCGCUAUUAUUUCAAGAAUCGUCCGAUAGAUAAAAGAAUUGUAGAUCGGAACUUCGUUCUGAUGAAGCUUGAUGAUAUCCGCAGGAACGCAACUAUCUUCGAGAGAUACCUGGGCAGUAUGAAGUCUACUGUAAAGAUUUGUCUGCAAGCCGGAAGAGAUGAAGAUGCCGGAUUGCAUUUCAUUAACAAUAUUUUGACUUCGUUUCUUCUGCUGGGCGGUUGGAUUUGGUUCACCUACAUUUUGCUGAGUAUGGUUCGAUUGAUUGUGUCGUCUGAGAUGAGUCAGACAAAGUAUGAGGAGUUUGUGAACGAAAUACGAGCGUAUGCAUUCAACAAACGGCUAAGCGAUGAUUUCAAGAGUAGAAUGCUACGCCAUUUAAACUGUCGGUACAGAAGGCACUAUUUCAACUCUACGGCCAUUUUGAAAACCAUGUCCGAUAACUUGAGAAGAAGCAUACAAAUGGACAAUUGCUAUCAUUUACUCCGAUAUGUGGAGAUGUUUCGAGGUUUACCGAGAGCCAUCAUAGAAGACAUUGUAGACAAUCUGCAUUUUGAAAUUCAUUUGGAAGGAGAUAAACUCAUUGAAGCCGGUACUCAAGGCGAUUCAAUGUUUUUCAUAGCAUACGGAACUGCGGCGGUCUAUUCUGCACAGGGUGUUGAACUGGGCCAUUUGAUCGAUGGCGCUCAUUUUGGAGAAAUGUCAGUAUUGAACAAAGGAAACCAACGGACAGCAACUAUAGAGGCUCUGGAAAACUGUGAGAUCUACAGGUUGACGUACGAAUCUUUUCAAAAACUAAUCGAACCGCAUCCGCAUCUACUGUUAGGAAUGCACAAACUCGCAGAAGAAAGAGUAGCUAAAGCUGAAAGGGAAAGACAAAGUUUACCAGAGUCUGAAGUUUACGAUAAUUUUCUUCAAUAAAUUGAACGGUUUGUGAUUCCCUAAGAACGGUAA